UUCCCUGAAAGAGUUCCCCGUUCUCUCCUCACCAUGGGCAAUGCAAUAUCCCUCGCCAUGGGAACAGGUGACGGCCAUCUGCACGAGUCCACGCAGCCCUCAGAAGACCCUCAGGAGCUCCAGGACCUACGCGGAUACAGGACCCCACGCUACACGUCUCUAUCUCGGGUUCACGUGGACGAGGCCGAGCCCCUGCUCCCCGGGGGCGUCCGCAGUGCGAGGAGCCUCCACAAAGCCGGGGGCACACGGGGAGACCCACAGAGCCGGGAGGGCGCGCCGCCAGCCAGGCCCACCGAGACGAUGCCUGCCCUGGUGCUGCAGAUCUUGGUGCCCUUCCUGCUGGCUGGGCUUGGCACCGUCUCGGCCGGUAUGCUGCUUGAUCUGGUUCAGCACUGGGAAGUGUUUCAGGAGGUCACAGAGAUCUUCAUACUGGUCCCUUCAGCAUUGGGCCUCAAGGGAAACCUGGAAAUGACCCUUGCUUCCAGGCUUUCAACUGCUGUGAAUACUGGGAAAAUGGAAACGGCAAGAGAAAGGAGGAGUCUGAUCAUCGGGAAUUUGUCUCUUAAACAGUUGCAGGCCACUGUACUGGGUCUUCUGGCAGCUCUGAUGGCGAUUGCUUUGGGAUGGAUGGCAGAGGGUCAGAUGCCCUUUAACCAUGCCCUCCUCCUGUGUUCAGUCAGUCUGGCUACUGCCUUCAUGGCCUCAUUGCUACAAGGCGUCAUCAUGGUGGCUCUGAUCCUUGGCUCCAAGAAACUGGGUAUAAACCCGGACAAUGUGGCCACGCCUUUGGCCGCCAGUUUCGGAGACCUCAUCACUCUUGCCUUCCUCGCCAGCUUCAGUCGGUGGUUCUACGGAUGCCUCGAGCCCUACUCCUAUGUGUUGGUCCUGGUGAAUGUGGUAUUACUGUGUCUUAUCCCGUUGUGGGUGGCCAUCUCAUCCAGACAACCAGCUAGCCGUAUCCUCCUUCGUAAAGGCUGGGAACCAAUCAUUACAGCCAUGCUGAUAAGCAGUUUGGGAGGACUAAUCCUUGACAAGACUGUAACAAAUGCAAACUUGGCAGGAAUUAUAAUUUUUGUUCCGGUUAUAAACGGGAUUGGAGGAAGUCUGGUCUCCAUUCAGUGUAGUCGUAUUGCUACGGCCCUGCACAUUGGCAGCUCCCCUGGGGAGGUUCCAGAGGGCCGUAAGGGACCCUGCAGAGCCUGCCACAUGUUCUUUGGAUCAGGGGCAAACUAUCGAUCGGCCCAAGUGCUAUUCCUAUUGGUCAUCCCGGGUCAGCUGAUCUUCUUAUACACGAUUCAUCUGAUGGAGGGCGCUCACACGGUGCCGACGCCGUUCUUCCUGUUCAUCUUCCUGGCGGUCGCCCUCCUUCAAGUGUAUUCCUUGCUGUGUGUGGCCGACUGGUUGGUUCCUUGGCUCUGGCAGCGGGGGAAAGACCCUGACAGCUUCUCCAUCCCCUACCUCACUGCCCUGGGAGACCUGCUGGGUACUACUCUGCUGUCCCUGGCCUUCCUGCUGUUCUGGUGGACCGGGGAGCCUAUCAGCACCUCCUUUGAAUGGUUCGGACGGACCUGACUGUCCUUUUGGGUCCUUUUAGGCAUAUACAUCAUUCUUAUUGUACAUAUACAAUAUUGCUUGGCAAUGAGAUGCUGUUUGAGCGACUCGUGAUUGAAAGGCUACUUUAUAACAUAUUUAAUUAACUUUUUCAAUUUUUUGUCCAGUUUAAAAUGUUAUGAUAUUCUUAUGAAAUAUGGACACUGUCAAAUCUGCGUUGAUGGAAUGUAAAAGACAUUCUGCAACAAGUUAUGGAGGUGUAUUCUCUGCUGGG
This is a messenger RNA of Gadus morhua (Atlantic cod), 1825 nucleotides long. Its product is annotated as solute carrier family 41 member 2-like. The transcript is spliced from 10 exons. Gene Ontology annotation, biological process: monoatomic cation transport. Gene Ontology annotation, cellular component: plasma membrane. NCBI's taxonomy places the organism in Eukaryota, Metazoa, Chordata, Actinopteri, Gadiformes, Gadidae. Gene Ontology annotation, molecular function: monoatomic cation transmembrane transporter activity. The coding region runs from base 34 to 1572 and encodes 512 amino acids. The record is from RefSeq and is a predicted model, not a curated record.